CAGAUAAAUAUAAUAUCCAAGUUGCUGGAAGCAUGCAAAAAACACUAGAUGAGCAGGCAAUGGAAAUUCCAACCAAAAUCGGAGGAUGUGUUGCAAGAUAUACUGACGUCAGAUGCUCGUCUGAGGAUUCCUAAUGUCACUAUAUCAGAGCCUUUAACUGAAACAGAGGAUGAGAGUACAAGCAUAGAGGUUGCUCAAAAGCAGUUAGUUGCAAAUGAAAAGAAACAGAAAUCUGAAAAGCAAGUAGCAGCAAGCAAGCAUAUGACAAGCAUCCUAAAUAUGCACAAAUCUAAUCCAAUUUUUGAGGUUAAUUUGGAUUCUUCAUCGGAUGAGGAGUACACAGUAGCACAUGAACCAAAGAAAUGCAAGAGGACAGCAUGUGCUGAUUGUGAUCAGCUUCGUUUGAAGAUUGCAAAGUUGGAGUCAAAGGUCAAAGUGUUGACGGAACUAAAUGUCAAUCUCCAGGCGUCGUACUUCAAAUGUAGUAAAGAGAAAGAAAAUAUCAAACUUGAAAAGAUUGAAGUGCCCGAGCCAGCAUCACCUCCUGCAUCGAUGGUCCCUGAUGAAGAUUCCUUGACCACCCAAGAGCUAAAUAUGCUAGAUAAGAAAAAGAAACCAUCACUUUUUACGAAAAAUCUAAGUGUCAGAUAUUUGGAACGGACACCUUAAGAACGUCGUCGCUUGAAGGUAAAUCCUCAAACCGAAUGAAAACUCC
Molecule: messenger RNA, 715 nt
Organism: Anneissia japonica
Lineage: Eukaryota; Metazoa; Echinodermata; Crinoidea; Comatulida; Comatulidae
Exons: 6
Coding region: 49-669 (206 amino acids)
Source: RefSeq, a predicted model, not a curated record